This is a messenger RNA of Drosophila innubila, 13830 nucleotides long. It is a transcript of the gene Dnah3, whose product is annotated as dynein heavy chain 3, axonemal. The transcript is spliced from 53 exons. The record is from RefSeq and is a predicted model, not a curated record. Gene Ontology annotation, biological process: microtubule-based movement. Gene Ontology annotation, molecular function: ATP binding; minus-end-directed microtubule motor activity; dynein light intermediate chain binding. Gene Ontology annotation, cellular component: dynein complex. NCBI's taxonomy places the organism in Eukaryota, Metazoa, Arthropoda, Insecta, Diptera, Drosophilidae.
CGGCAAUAUCAGGCAACAAAAACAACAUUUUUUUGGUUUAUUUCUUUCGUUUUGCCACUAAACUGAAAAGCGUUGUACACGUUCCGUCGCCCCCGGCAUGGCCUCAAAGAAGAUCGCGCCGGAAAGGCGCCCCUACUGUGAUCCCCGGCUGCAGGAUGCAAAUUAUCGCCGGCAACGUACACUCCACCACAAACGUGUCGCAGAGUCGCAAAAGAAAAGCGGCAAAAGACCCCUCAAUGAUUGUCCCUUCUUCGACUUGAAAUAUGAAUUUGAUCAGCUGCCGCUGGAUCCAAUCAAGGACUUUCUUCUCGAGAAAAUCUCUCACAUGCAAAAUGAUACAAUUGUUGGUCGUUGCAAUCGAGAGUUUGACUUUCAUCUGUAUGAUCUGGAGAAUGUUAAGCAGAAAUACGAGGAUUGUGAUGAUGAUAGCCUGCGGGAACUUCAGCUGGAGGAUAUUGUAAUGCCUGAACAAUUUGAAAUGCUGCGGAAAGCCCAGAAUCAUGCCUACAACUUUGACAACAAUGCUUGUCAUCAAUUUCCCUGGAUUGACAGAUGGAUGGCUGGCGAGCGACCCAGCGAGCACGAAAUUUAUGAAAUGACCAAUCAACUUCUGGAUAUUUACUGCAAAAGACGUGUACGUAUCUUUUAUUUUGACUGCGGCACAAGAUCUUCACUCUGGACCAACAAACUGAGACGUCAAUAUGGUCCGCCCUCUGAGCUGAUUGGCGCCUAUAAUUCACCCCAAGCGAGGCAUCUGCGUGUGACAACCCUUAACCCGCAGACCAAGAAAAAAAGGUUUCAAGCUGGCGAUCAUUAUGCGCUUAGAACGCCACAAGAAUGCCGCAAUGAGUUGGCGCGUAUGGGCAAAAUCAUUGAUAAAAUGAUUGAACCUAUUAUAAAGGAGGCUCAGCAUAGCACUGAUCACGGAUUGCUCAAGUAUUCCAACGAUCCGACCUGCGAAGAUCUAAAUAACAUGGCACGAAAGCGGGUAAGCAAUAUAAUAAAUUUUUUUUAUUUAUUUUAAUUCAAGAAAAAGCCCAAGUGCUCUCUCAGUCAGCCUCGCAUUCAUCGUCGUAACUUUGCUACUAAUGAGGAUUUUUUAAAGUGCCUCAAGAAAAUGGAAGCAACACGCUUUCCUUAUAUGGCACCUUUGCAGCCUGUGGAACCGGAGGAUCAGAAGCUAAAAUUGUUGGUGAAAUAUCAGCGCAAAUUGUUGUCAGCUGAGAAGAAGUUUACAUUGCCAAUACAAAAGCGUUAUAAAUGCCUGUUACAGAGUAUAAGUGUGCUGCAGCUGGAAACAUAUCCAUCUCGACUCAUACGCAAGGCUAUAAGGCAUAUUAAUCCACGUUGCAAAAUGUUGCAGGAUGCCUUCAGAUUCAUAUUGCAGGAAGAGAAAUAUUGGCCUCAACUGCCGCCCGAAGUUAUAUUAAUGGAUUAUCUAUUUGUUGGUGAACGAGCUACAGCCCCCGAUGUGGCCAUUCUCAUCAUCGUUUGCCUUAUCGAUCUGCAGGAGGAUUUUCGUUACUUUGUCAAGCGUGCCUUUCUGCGAUAUCUGCUGCAAUCCAACUUGGAACGCAAGCGCCUACAGCUGGAGGUGGAGCCACCUGAUUUUCCCGCAUUAACCAUCACAUCCCCAGUGCCUUGGCGAACUCGUCUAUUGCUGUCCAAGAGUCGCAUUGGUGAAAUGCUAAUGACAACUCAUCCAACGGUGCAGGCAUUGAAUCUACUCUGGCAUCAACUCUAUGGGGAUCUGGUGAUUGUGGAUCUCUCCAAGUUGCUGCUCUCCCAACGACCCUUAGAUGCGGACAUUGUGCAGACCUUUGUCAAGGAAAGCUGUGCUCAAGUCAGAGACCUGCUGAUCAAUGAUUGGCUGCCACGUUGUGCGGAUUUAAUGGACUUGAUGCGCAACAGCUGGAAGGAUUUGGUGCCCAUGUCGGGCAAGUAUGGAGGACGCGCAGAUACCCUGUUUAAAUGCGUUCACUCGUUGAUGUCCCGUCAUUUAGGCAGUCUGAUUAACAAGAGUCUUACGUAUCUAUUUAAAGUCUUGUGUGGAUUCAAGGAUGGCAAUCAAAUAGAUAAAUAUUCCAUGUACAAUCCAAAGCUAAAACGAAGACCACUGAUGGCACUCACUGUAUCUGUAGUUGGUGCUCAUUUUGAUAAUGAACCCAUUGACUUUGGUCCCGGCAUUAGGCCUGAUGAAAAUAUCUAUGAAUUUGAUGCCGACGAUGCGGAUCCAUUUCAAACUGGACCUGCACUUCAGAGUAUGGACUAUUUGCCCGAUUUCGAUGAUGUGGCGGUAUUUGAAAUAGAACAUUCCUACAAGCUAUAUAUUUAUCCCUAUAUGACGGAGCUGCCAGCUAUUAUUAGGGAUCUCUUUAAGCUCAUUCUAAGGGUUGGCUAUGAGAUACCACGUCUCGAAUAUGUCAUGUCUGGCGGAGUACCGGAAACUGAAGGAUGUCUGCACUAUAUUGAUGAGGAUCAUGUGGAUUUUCUGGCACUCUGCGACAAGGUUGAGGCCAUUGUUAGGGUCAAUUGGCGUGGUGUGAAUGUGUAUUUGAAGCCCAUCUACAAAUAUUAUUAUGGCCUGUUCCAAAAGAUGAUAAUGCCCAUGGUCGAAAAGAUCUGGACAGAUAAUACAUUGCCGGAAUUAGUGGUUGUUCAGGAAUUAAUGAAAAAAUUGCGCGCCGUCAGCGAUACGACCUAUUAUCUGCGUGAUUUCAUACCGUUAAAUUUGUUCCUGCUGGAUAAUCGGCAUGUUAAAGAAUCCUUGCGCAUGUACGUGAGGAAUAUCUACGAUUUCAUAAUUGAUUUUUACAGAGCACUCAAUCUGAACGAGAAUCGCGCCAUCUGUGAGGAGCUCGAGGAGAUGUCGAUGAAGGCCGGCGAGCGGCCGGAGGAAACUCCAGAGGUGGUCGCCCUGCAAAACUAUAUAACCGAGUGCCGUGAGAUGCGCAUAUUCGCCAUAAAGGAUGAAAUCAAGCUUGUGCUGAAGCGCGUUGUAUUCCUGCUGACACAUGCAUACCUGACCAGCGAUGAAAUUCAUCUAAAUUCCCGCACAUUCAUACUACCCGGUGAGUUGGAGGAGGUACUCGAUCUGAGUGCUGCACGUUUGUCUGUGGUCCGUGAUAAUCUGGAGAUGGCAUUGCGCGAACGACGCCUACAAUUCGAGAAGCUCUUGAUCCAAGAGAAACGCACCAUGGAUGGUUUUCGUAUACGGGAAAUACGCGAUGUGCUCACCUUGGAAGAACUCAAGGAGCGUGUGGAUACAGUAGAUGUACUCUUCAAUACGAUUGAGAACUUGAGUCGUGAGGCGAAGGCAAUUAAUGUGGAGGAGGGGCUGCUGCAAAUUGAUGUCUCCGCCUUUCCGCUGCUGGGCGAAAUCAUUGAGAAAAUGGAACCAAUUGAGAAACUAUGGAAAACAUCGUAUGAAUUCGAAAAGGAUUAUCUCAUUUGGAUGUUCGAGCGUUUCGAAUGCCUUAAUGCGGAUGGUGUGCGGGAGCAGAUCGAGACCAUGUUCAAGAUUAUGCACAAGCUGUCGAGGCAGCUGUCCUACAAUCCUGUCGCGAAACGUGCCGCAGAACAGAUGCGCAUUAAAAUCGAAAAGUUUCGAGUUUAUUUGCCAGUGCUAGACUCGAUCUGUCGCCAUGGCCUGGAGAAGCGUCACUGGGACAAGGUAUCCGAGAUACUGGGAAGACAAAUCAAUCCAAAAUUGUAUCCCACACUCAAGGACAUGAUCGAUGCGGAUAUCAUGAGCAUAUUGCCGGAGCUGGAGGAGAUUGCGAAUGCGGCGGGCAAGGAAUACGAUCUCAAUAUGGGAUUGAAGAACAUGCAAUCCGAUUGGCGGGAUGUCAUGUUCGAUGUGCUGCAGUAUCGUGACUCGGACACACAUAUCCUUGCUUCCAUAGACGAUAUACAAACACUGCUCGAUGAUCAUAUCAUGCGAACGCAGGCAAUGAAGCGAUCUCCGUUUAUUGUCGCUCUCGGUUCCAAGGCGGAUGAUUGGGAGGAGCGUCUCUUGCUCAUACAGAACAUCAUUGAUGCCUGGACACAGGUGCAGGUCACCUGGAUGUAUCUGGAGCCCAUUUUCAGCUCGGAGGACAUUAUGCGACAAAUGCCGCUCGAGGGACGCAACUUCAAGGCUGUGGACAAGAUCUGGCGACGCAUUAUGAAGCACACCAUAAAGGACAGACAUGUAAUGGCGGCCACUGAAUAUCCCAGCAUGCUGGAGAUCUUCACCAAGGCCAUUGAGGAUCUGGAGACGGUGCAGAAGGGCUUGAACACGUAUCUGGAACAGAAGCGUCUAUUUUUCGCUCGCUUCUUCUUCCUGUCCAAUGACGAACUGCUGGAGAUUCUCUCCGAGACCAAGGAUCCAAUGCGUGUCCAGCCGCAUCUACGCAAAUGCUUCGAGGGUAUUGGCACUUUAACCUUUGAUGAAGCCGGGGAAAUUACUCAAAUGAUAAGCGAUGAGGAUGAACGUGUUGCUCUGGUGCGCAGAAUUAAUCCUCAAGCGGCCAAUGGCCUGGUUGAGAUUUGGCUUAAAGAGGUCGAGUAUGUAAUGCUGGACAGCGUCAAGGAACAAAUGCGCGAGUCCUGGGAGGACUAUGCAUUGGUCGAUCGCAUUUCCUGGGUUGUUUCCUGGCCUGGCCAAGUGGUCCUUGGUAUUAGCUGCAUGGCCUGGACCUAUGAGGUGGAGGAGGCCAUAGAGAAGAAGGUACUGCCAGCGUACCUGGAAAAGUCCAAUGCACAAAUUGGCGAACUUGUGCAACUCGUCCGCACGGAUCUCCAGGCUGGCGUGAGGAUUGCCGUCGAGGCGUUGAUUGUGCUGGAUGUGCAUGCUCGCGAUGUGGUCAAGUAUCUGACGGAUAUGCGUAUAACCAGCACACAGGACUUUGAUUGGAUGUCACAGUUGCGCUACUAUUGGAAAGUCGAUGAGAAAAAUGAGGACUGGGUGUGUGUUAGUAUGGUGGUCACCGAUGUCAAAUAUGGCAUGGAAUAUUUGGGCAAUUUACCACGUCUGGUGGUUACGCCUCUAACAGAUCGUUGCUAUCGCACUUUGAUGGGCGCUUUAAAGUUGUGUUUGGGUGGUGCUCCUGAAGGACCCGCGGGCACUGGCAAAACGGAGACCUGCAAGGACUUGGCCAAGGCUGUGGCCAAAAAGUGUGUGGUCUUCAAUUGUUCCGACGGCUUGGACUACAAAGCAUUGGGCAAGUUCUUCAAGGGUCUGGCACAGUCGGGAGCCUGGGCCUGUUUCGAUGAGUUCAAUCGCAUUGAGCUGGAAGUGCUGUCGGUGGUCGCGCAACAGAUUCUGACCAUACAGCGAGCCAUUGGUCGCAAGGUUGUGAAAUUCUUUUUCGAGGAUACAAUGCUCAAACUGGAUCCAACUUGUUCCAUAUUCAUAACCAUGAAUCCUGGUUAUGCUGGCCGCACAGAGCUGCCGGACAAUCUGAAGGUGCUGUUCCGCACAGUGGCCAUGAUGGUGCCAGAUUAUGCGAUGAUCGGCGAAAUCACUCUUUAUUCCAAUGGCUUCGAUAUGGCGCGUGUUCUCUCCCAGAAGAUCGUGCAGGCUUACAAGCUGUGCUCGGAACAGUUGUCAUCCCAAUCGCAUUACGAUUAUGGUAUGCGAGCCGUGAAAUCCGUGCUCUUGGCCUCGGCAUCGUUGCGUCGACUUUACGCUGACCUCCCAGAGCCAGAGAUUGUUUUGCGCGCCAUUGUUGAUGUCAAUUUGCCAAAAUUCCUCGAACAGGAUAUUUCCCUCUUUAUUGGCAUCUAUAUGGAUCUCUUUCCAGGCGUCGAGCUGCCCAUGCCGCAACGAGACGACAUCCUCAAGUGGCUGCGUAUUAAUCUGGCGGAACGAAAUCUGCAGGCCACACCUUGGUAUUUGGAGAAAAUACUGCAGAUAUACGAGAUGUUGCUGGUGCGGCACGGUCUCAUGAUUGUGGGCGGUUCAAUGGGCGGGAAGACCACAGCCUACCAGAUCCUUGCUCAGACGCUGCGGAAUGUGGCAUUUGAUGAGGAUGCGACGCUCAAGGAAUUUCCGGUGGUCUUUCGCAUUAUAAAUCCAAAGGCCAUAACAAUGGGACAACUAUAUGGACGAUUUGAUCCCAUCUCACAUGAGUGGUCCGACGGUGUGCUGGCCAAGACAUUCCGGGAACAGGUGCAGGGACCUAAAACUGAACGUGCCUGGGUCAUGUUCGAUGGUCCUGUGGAUGCCGUGUGGAUCGAGAACUUGAACACGGUGCUCGAUGACAACAAAAAGCUGUGCCUGAUGUCCGGCGAGAUCAUGCAGAUGACCAAGCUGAUGAACAUGAUGUUUGAGCCCGCCGAUCUGGAGCAGGCUUCCCCUGCGACCGUUUCCCGUUGUGGCAUGAUUUACAUGGAGCCCUCGCAGCUGGGUUGGCGCACCUUCCACAAGAGCUUCACCCAUGUGCUGAUCAACAUCAUUGGACUCAACGAUAUCUACAUGACGCUCUUUGAGGACAUGGUGGACUGGUUAAUCCCGGCUGCCUUGGAUUUUCUGCCACGUUGCAAGCAAAUGCUGGAAUUGUCACCACUUUAUCAGUACCAGAUCUUCUCACGCUUCUUCCUGCACUUCCUCGAGAAGCACAAGGUCUUCAAUCAGACGUGGUUCCAGCAAAUGUUCCUCUUCUGCUAUGCCUGGGCAUAUUGCUCCGCUCUGACUGGAGCUGGUCAACGCACCUUCGACACGCUGCUCCGCAAGGUCAUCUAUGGCUCCAAUGAGGAGUUUCCUAAGCCCAAAUACUUCUCCUUGAAUCGCGGACAAAUGUUCCCCGAGAAACAGGUCUUUCUCGACUAUCGCUUCGAUGAAGCUGAAAACUGGUGGACGUGGCAAAAGUCCUCAGAUGAUCCCUCGUCUGGCAGUGCCAAUUUCCCGGAGCAUGCUCAGAUCAGUGAGCUGAUUGUGCCGACCAAGGAAACGGGUUACAUAUCCUAUUGGCAGGACUUCUGCACUGCCAAAUCCUACGGCAUGCUGGUCGUCGGUCCGACGGGAACGGGCAAAAGCGCCAUUAUCACCAGCAAUCUGCUGAGCAUGCCCAAGUUCGCCAAUCUGAUUAAUAUCAUCAACUUCUCGGCACGCACCUCGGCUCAAAUGGUGCAGGACACCAUCAUGAGUAAGCUGGAUCGACGACGCAAGGGCGUCUUUGGGCCAGCACUUGGCAAGAAGUGCAUAGUCUUCUGUGAUGAUGUUGCCAUGCCCGCCAAGGAUACUUAUGGCUCACAGCCGCCGCUGGAGCUGCUGCGAACGUGGCUGGAUCAUGGCUACUGGUCGGAUCUGAUAGACACGACCAAAAUAGAGCUGGUUGACAUGACUCUGGUCUGUGCCAUGGGCCAAUUGGGCGGCAGUAACUUUAUCUUUCCGCGUCUCUAUCGCCACAUGUUCGUUGUGGCCGUUGACUCCUUUGAGGAUGCCACCAUCAUUCGAAUAUUCACGACAAUUGGUGAUUGGCACUUUGCCAAGGGUUAUCCCGAGAAGGUGGCGCUGCUAUCGCGUGGCUUAGCGGAGGCAAUGGUCAGCGUCUAUCGCGAGGCAAUGCGCAUCUUCUUACCAACUCCGGCCAAGUCGCAUUACACCUUCUCGCUGCGGGACAUAACGCGCGUCUUCCAGGGCAUUGUGAUGGUGCCGCCAAAGCGUAUGCCGGAUCCGGAAAAGCUUGGUCGUUUGUGGGCGCAUGAAACUUAUCGUGUGUUUUAUGACCGCCUGAUUGACCAACUGGAUCGUGACCGUCUCCUGACCAUGGCUGUUGAUGCCUGCAAGAAUUGUAUGCGUUUCUCCCUUGAAGCUGCAUUCGCUGAACGCAUUGAACCGGGCGAAAAACUCAGCGAUAAUGAUCUGAGAAAUCUCUUCUAUGGCAACUAUAUGGAGCCAGAUGCCGAGCCCAAGUUCUACGAUGAAUGCGAAAGCUACGAGAAGCUGGAGAAGCUCAUGAAGUAUUAUUUAAGGGAAUACAAUUCGUUUUCCAGCACUCCAAUGGAUUUGGUCAUGUUCAGAUUUGCCAUUGAGCACGUUAGCAGGGUUUCUCGUGUGCUGCAAAUGCCAAGGGGCAACAUUCUCAUGGUGGGCAUGGGAGGAUCUGGAAGACGAAGUUCUUGUCGACUCGCAGCACACAUAGCCGACUGUCGUCUGAUGACCGUCCAGGUGUCCAAGUCGUAUACGAUUUCCGAUUGGCGCGAUGAUUUAAAGAAGAUACUAAUGGCAUCAAGUUUCAACUUGAAUCACACUGUAUUUCUAUUCUCCGAUGCCCAGGCAACGGAUGAGGGCUAUGUGGAGGAUAUCAAUGGCGUACUUAAUACCGGUGAUUUGCCAAAUCUCUAUCAACUGGAGGACAAGGCGUCCAUUAUGGAGAAUAUGGCAAAUGUGGCCAAGCAAGUGGGUAAAGUACUCGACUCGCUGCCAAGUGAGGUGUAUGCCUAUUAUAUUGAAAGGAUUAGGGAGCAACUGCACAUUGCAUUGGCCUUCUCGCCCAUUGGGGAAUCCUUCAAGGAGCGCAUACGUGUGUAUCCCUCGUUGAUCAAUUGUUGCACCAUCGACUGGUACAUGCCCUGGCCAGAGGAGGCACUGUCUCGUGUGGGCAUCUACUUCGUCACCUCCAUGAAUCUGAAUCGACCGCUCGAGGAUGAGAAGGAGGAGGUUGCCAUAUCGGCAACGCCAUCGGCCCGUCCCUCUGAGGAGGUUCCCGAGGGCGGCAAGCGGGAGACCAUGGGCGAGGUGGAGCGGGAACUCAGCCAACUGGAGGAGGAUCUCGUCUACUGUGUCAUGUACUUCCAUCAAUCCGUCGUGGAUGCCAGUGAAAAGUGUUAUCUGGAGCUGAGUCGUCGUAACUAUGUUACUCCCUCCGCUUAUCUGGAACUGCUCAAGGCCUUUCGCACUUUCUAUGCCCGCAAGCUGGACGAGAUUACCAGACUGCGCGACAGAUACACCACGGGUCUGGAGAAACUAGACUUUGCCGCCAGUCAGGUGGGAGAGAUGCAGGCGAAUCUCUACGACUUGCAGCCCAAGUUGAAAGUUCUCUCCGAGGAAACGGAUCGCAUUAUGGUAAACAUUGAGCGUGAGACGGCGGAGGCUGAGAAGAAGAAGGAAGUCGUGGGUGCCGAUGAAGCGGCGGCCAAUGAAGCAGCUGCUGCUGCCCAGGCCAUCAAAGAUGAUUGCGAAACGGAUCUGGCUGAAGCUAUACCCGCCAUGGAGGCGGCUUUGGAGGCGCUUAACACCUUAAAGCCCGCUGACAUUGGUGUGGUCAAGUCCAUGAAGAAUCCACCCUAUGGUGUCAAGCUAACCCUGGAAGCGGUGUGUGUUCUGAAAGGCAUUAAACCGGAUCGCAAACCCGAUCCUAGUGGACACAUGGUGGAGGAUUAUUGGGGUCCCUCCAUGCGCAUGCUCAGCGACAUGAAGUUCUUGGAAUCCCUAAAGACUUUUGAUAAGGAUAACAUUCCUCCAGCUAUCAUUAAGAAAAUUCGCGAUAAAUAUAUAGCCGAUCGCGACUUUGUGCCUGAGAAGAUCAAGGCUGCCUCCAUGGCCUGCGAGGGUAUCUGUCGUUGGGUUCGUGCCAUGGAUGUCUAUGACAAAGUUGCACGCAUCGUCAUGCCCAAGAAGGCGGCCUUGGCCGAGGCCGAAGGGGAUUUGUCCCAGCAAAUGGAGAAGCUCAAUGCGAAGCGAGCCGAGCUGCAAGUCAUCUUGGACAAGCUACAGAAGCUCAACGAUUUCUUUGCGGAGAAAUCGCGUGAGAAGAAGAGACUGGAGGACGACAUUGAGAACUGCGAGAAGAAGCUCAACAGAGCUGAAAAACUUUUAGGCGGCUUGGGAGGCGAGAAGACACGUUGGUCGGAGGCAGCCAAGCAUCUGCAUGAAUCUAUUAGCAAUAUUGUGGGUGAUGUGCUGCUCGCUGGUGGCUGUACCGCUUACCUGGGCUUCUUUACCACCGAGUACCGAGCCAACAUUUUGGAAGACUGGAAUGCUGUGUGCCUGCGACGACAUAUACCCAGCAGUGAGACCUUCUCAUUGGCCACCACAUUGGGUCAUCCGAUGACCAUACGUGCCUGGUCAUUGGCCGGAUUGCCGGCGGACAAUUUCUCCGUGGAGAAUGGCAUCAUUGUGACAAAUUCAAGUCGUUACUCGCUGCUCAUCGAUCCACAGGUGCAAGCCAAUAAAUGGAUUAAGAAUAUGGAAAAGAACAAUAAUCUUAAGGUGGUCAAGCAAACCGAUUCCAACUAUAUGCAGGUCUUGGAAUUGGCCUUAACAUAUGGCCAACCUGUGCUCAUCGAGAAUGUGGGUGAAAAACUGGACUCGAAUCUGACGCCCAUAUUGGAAAAGAAUAUUAUUAAGCACAAGGGCGGUCUGUUUAUAAGAAGUGGCGAUACAAUGAUUGAAUACAAUCCCGACUUUCGUCUUUACAUAACGACAUGUCUGCGCAAUCCGCAUUAUCCGCCGGAAGUGAUGGUUAUGGUAACAGUAUUAAAUUUCAUGAUAACGGAGCAAGGAUUACGCGAACAAUUGCUAGCGAUUGUGGUGGCACACGAGCGUCCCGAUUUGCAAGAGAAGAAGGAACAAUUGAUUAUUGAAUCCGCAAGGAAUCGUGAUGCAUUGUACACCAUUGAAUCCAAGAUAUUAGAGGUACUAUCCACUUCGGAGGGCAAUGUGCUGGAGGAUGAGAACGCCAUCAACAUACUCUCGUCCAGUAAGAUUCUAUCCGAGGAUAUUCAGGAGAAGCAGGUUAUUGCAGUGGCCACUGAGAUUGAAAUCGAUGCGGCACGCCAACAAUAUAUUCCCGUGUCCAAGCACUCGGCCAUUCUAUUCUUCUGCAUCAGCGAGCUGGCCAAUGUGGAUCCCAUGUAUCAGUAUUCCUUGGCCUGGUUCCUCAAUCUGUUCGUCAACACCAUUCUGAAGGCACCCAAGUCCACUGUGCUCGCCGAGCGUUUGAAUAAUCUCAAUGAUUACUUCACCAAAUCCAUCUAUACAAAUGUCUGUCGCUCACUGUUCGAAAAGGAUAAGUUGGUCAUCUCGCUGGUCAUGUGUCUGGGUAUUCUGGUUUCCCAGGGUCGUGUGGAAAAGGAUGAGCUCUUGUUCUUCCUAACCGGCGGCAUUGGCUUCAAGAGUCUCAUACCUAAUCCCUAUAGCGAAUGGUUGCCUGACAAGGCCUGGGCUGGAGUCUUUCGUGCCAGCGAUUUGGACGGCUUGAAGAACUUCCAUCUGAAAAUAGCGAAUAAUAUUCCGGGCUGGCGUGAUUAUUACGAUGCUGUCAAUCCUCAAGAUUUGCCACUGCCCUCGCCCUACGAUAAAAUUAAUGAUAUGCUCCAUUUGAUCGUGCUGAAGAGUCUGCGGCCAGAUAAGUUGGUGCCAGCUGUGAGAGCUUUCAUCACACGUAACCUGGACAAGUCGUUUGUGGAGCCGCCGCCAUUCGAUUUGGGCGCCUCGUUUGCGGACAGUUCACCGAAAAUUCCGCUGGUGUUUCUGCUAUCAGCUGGCUCUGAUCCCAUGGCCAGCCUCUUUAUGUUCGCCAAACAACGCAACAUGUACGAGAAAUUGAAAACCAUAUCGUUGGGUCAGGGUCAAGGACCGCGUGCGGAAAAGAUGAUCACGGAGGCAGCGCGACACGGUCAAUGGGUCGUAUUGCAGAACUGUCACGUCGCCUUCAGCUGGAUGGGCGACUUGGAGCGCAUAUGCAAUGAUACCACACUAACGGAUGGGGCCAACAGUGACUAUCGUCUCUGGUGUACAUCAUAUCCGAGCUCUGUGUUCCCCGUCUCUGUGCUCCAGAACUCGGUCAAGAUGACUAACGAGCCACCCAAGGGACUUCGGGCCAACAUGCAUCGUUCGUUCACAUCGGAUCCCCUGAUGCGGGACAAGUUCUUUACGAAUGCCUUUCUCUUCUCCGACUCGGCCAACAAGUGUUGGCUACGCGGCGUAUUUGCCUUGGUCUUUUUCCAUGCUGUUGUCCAGGAACGACGCGAGUUCGGUCCACUUGGCUGGAACAUACCCUAUGAAUUCAAUGAAUCGGAUCUGAAAAUUUCUUUGUUGCAGCUGAAAAUGUUUAUCACACAGACGCACAGCAUACCCUUCCGCGGACAUGUCUAUCUGACCGGUGAGUGCAAUUACGGCGGUCGUGUCACCGAUGACAAGGAUCGUCGACUGAUAUUAUCCUUGCUGAAUAUGAUUUACAAUAACAAUACUAUUGAACAGGAUAAUUAUGCCUUGUCUCAGUCGGGCAAUUAUUGUGUUCCUUUGAGUCCUACGAAACUGAACUCUAUUGAGUAUAUAGGCACUUUUCCUCUGAGUCCACAACCGGAGGUUUAUGGUCUACACGAGAAUGCCGACAUCAAUCGCAAUGUUAAGGAAACUAAUGCGCUCAUAAGCGGCGUGCUCUUGACCCAGACCGAUCUGAUGGCAUCGGUUAAGGCCAGCUCGGCAGGCGGUGCUAAAGAGGAUCCUGCCAUAGCCAUCUGCAAGGAGCUCUUGCUGCGUUUGCCCGAGGAAUUCGAUUUGGAAGAGGUGUCCAAGACGUAUCCCGUCAUCUAUACGAAUUCAAUGAAUACAGUGUUGCGACAGGAGUUAAUACGAUUCAAUCGCCUGUUGUCCUAUAUACGCAAGAGUCUCGUGAAUGUCGGCAAAGCUGUCAAGGGACAGAUUGCCAUGAUACCCGAAUUGGAGCGGACUCAUGCCUCCAUGAUUAUAGGCAAGUUGCCGGCGGAUUGGCUGAAAAAGAGCUAUCCCUCGCUGAAGCCAUUGGGUAGCUACGUGACCGAUUUCCUAGCCCGAUUGGCUUUUUUCCAGUCGUGGAUCGACAACGGCGAACCAAAUGUAUACUGGAUAUCUGGUUUUUAUUUCACCCAGUCCUUCAUAACGGGUGUGCUUCAGAACUAUUCGCGUAAGAAUCGCUUCCAAAUCGAUAUGAUCAACAUUGAGUUUGCUGUUACCAAAUUCGAGACUCAAACCUCGCAGGUAGCUGACAUAGGCGCCUAUAUUAGGGGUAUUUUUAUAGAAGGCGCUCGCUGGAAUCGCAAGACUAGAGAAGUUGAUGAAUCUUUCUCCAAGAUUUUGUUCGAUACUCUGCCCGUAAUCUAUCUGCGUCCGGUGCUAAGAUUGCCGGAUGAGAUACCGCGUGGCAGUGGUGGUGAGGAGGAGCCACGUGGUAGCGGUGGGGCGGAAACAGGUGCAAUAUACGACUGUCCCGUCUACAAAACCAGCGAACGUCGCGGUGUUCUCUCCACCACCGGCCAUUCUACAAAUUUUGUGAUGUACCUGCAGUUGAGAUGCUCCCAGACUCCGAUGCAUUGGAUUAAUCGGGGCACGGCAUGCCUCUGCCAGUUGGAUGACUAAAAGUUGACCUACGGGCAUCCUGGACUCUCGAAACCGGGGACGGAUGUGCCAUACCAAGCGACGAUUUAUAUACGAUUUACAUUUGCCACGGGGAACUGAAACUGGAGCCGAGACUGGAACAUGGACUGAGGCGACUGCCUAUAUUUUUAUGGAUAUACAUAUAGUAUUAAACUGGCAUCAAGAGAAGCGUCUGACCCGUUUGGAAACCUACAUAUGUGGAUAUAUACACAGUUAUAUAUAUAUAUAUAUAUAUAUAUAUAUACUUUGAUUCUUGCGUUAUUUUUGUUGUGCCAGGAAGCGCAGAAAGCGAAUUCUCUCCCCGAUUCUAUUUGUUUUUGUCCGUUUUUCCGCAUGGGUAUUGGGCAAUGCGCAGUGGCAUUUUGAUGAUGAUGUUGAUUGCCAGAUAUAAAUUAAAUAUGCAGAAUACUGUAGAGCAAUGGUUGAAUAUAUAUUUUUUAUGUGCGCCAUUUACAAAAUGAAUAAAUGACAAAAUAAACCAGGAG